AAAACCCCAAAUAAUGGAGGAGAAGUGUGGAGAGGCAUUGGAUAGUGCAGUAGCAGCAGCAGCAGAUGAAGUUGAAAGAGAGAGAAAUAAGUUUACACAAAUACAAAGAAUCCCAAUCUUCUCCUUCUCCUUCUCCUUCUCCUUUUCUCCAGUUUUUCUAUUAAUCUUCUUCACUCACUUCACUCUCUGUCUCUUACACUCUCUCUUCAUCUAAAUCAAUCAUUUUUUCUAUUUUGAAUCCCUUUUUUUUUAACUACACAUCUUAUGCAUCACGAUCUUGCCCUUCAACAAAUGUCCGAAGACGACGAUCGAUCUCCACCCUUGGAUCUCCGGUGCGCCUCAAUCAACAAAACCCGUAAUUGUUCUGGAGGUAUUUCCGCCUCUGGAUCCUCCACAUCAUCUUCAUCUUCAUCAUCAUCAUCCAUACCCGUACCCGUACCCAUACCCAUCACUGAGUACCAGUCACCUUACCCGGACCAAGUUCUCGAGAACGUCCUCGAAAACGUGCUUCACUUCCUGACAUCUCGGCGCGACCGAAACGCUGCGUCAUUGGUGUGUAAGUCAUGGUGGCGUGCGGAGGCGAUGACCCGAUCCGAGCUGUUUAUCGGGAACUGCUACGCGGUGUCUCCGCACCGGGCUACUCGGCGGUUUAGGCGGGUUCGGGCCCUGGUGUUGAAAGGGAAGCCGAGGUUUGCGGACUUUAAUCUGAUGCCGCCUGACUGGGGGGCCCACUUCACGCCGUGGCUUUCGGUGAUGGCUACGGCUUACCCUUUGCUGGAAAAGGUUUGCCUGAAGCGCAUGUCCGUGACGGAUGAGGAUCUGCAGCUGCUUGCCGAGUCGUUUUCGGGGUUUAAGGAGUUGAUGCUUGUUUGUUGUGAAGGGUUUGGUACCAAUGGCCUCGCUUUUAUUGCCAGCAAGUGCAGACAACUGAGAGUGCUUGAUCUGAUUGAAACGGAGGUCACAGAAGAUGAAGUAGACUGGAUAUCUUGUUUUCCAGAGGGCGAAACGUGUCUUGAAUCGCUGAUUUUUGAUUGUGUUGAAUGUGCAAUAAAUUCUGAGGCGUUAGAGAAGCUUGUGGCCAGGUCCCCUUCCCUAAAGAAACUUAGGUUGAACCGUAAUGUUUCAAUUGGGCAGUUGUACCGUCUGAUGAUUAAAGCUCCACAGCUUACACAUCUUGGGACAGGCUCAUUCAGCUCAUUGGAGGGUGAUCCAGAACUGGACUAUGUGUCUGCUUUUGCUGCUUGCAAAUCCUUAGUUUGUCUCUCAGGGUUCAGGGAAAUCAUACCAGAUUACUUGCCUGCAAUUUAUCCAGUUUGUGCAAAUCUAACCUCCCUGAAUUUCAGCUAUGCCAAUAUCACUGCUGAACAGCUCAAACCAAUCAUAAGCAACUGCUACAAACUUCAAAUUUUUUGGGUCCUUGAUUCGAUAUGUGAUGAAGGACUUCAGGCUGUGGCUGCAACAUGCAAGGAACUUCGCGAGCUUCGAGUUUUCCCUAUUAAUGCUCAGGAGGACGUUGAGGGGCCUGUUUCCGAAAUCGGUCUCCAAGCAAUUUCUGAGGGUUGUCGGAAACUACAGUCUAUUCUAUAUUUUUGUCAGCGGAUGACAAAUGCAGCUGUCAUAGCAAUGUCUAAGAACUGUCCAGAUCUUGAGGUAUUUCGGCUAUGCAUAAUGGGGCGCCACAGGCGUGACCAUGUGACUGGAGAACCAAUGGAUGAAGGAUUUGGAGCCAUUGUCAUGAACUGCAAGAAGCUCACUCGGCUUGCUGUUUCUGGUUUAUUAACUGAUAGAGCUUUCAGUUACAUUGGAAAAUAUGGUAAAUUGGUACGAACUCUGUCUGUUGCCUUUGCUGGAGACAGUGAUACGGGUCUGAAAUAUGUGCUUGAAGGUUGCCCCAGAUUACAGAAGCUUGAGAUUAGAGAUAGCCCAUUUGGGGAUGCUGCUCUACAAUCGGGAUUGCACCACUAUUACAACAUGAGAUUCCUUUGGAUGUCUUCUUGUAGAUUAACUCACCGAGGUUGCCAUGAGAUUGCUCGAGCAAUGCCCCGCAUGGUUGUGGAAGUGAUUAGGUUUGAAGGUGAGGAGGUGAUAGAUGAAUAUGUUGAGACAUUAUACAUGUAUCGUUCACUUGAAGGGCCUAGGCAUGAUGCACCAGAAUUUGUUACUAUCUUAAGGGCUGAUGGAUGAUGCACCAAAAUUGGGUACGAUAUUGUAGGCAUUUGCGGUGGAGGGCAAAAGUUGUUUCAGCUGUUCUUGCUGUGCUAUUAAUCAAGUAACAAGUUAUUUUUUGUGGGAAAAAUUGAUGCAGCGGGUGCCUUUUAUAUAGCCCGCAAACAAGGUCCUGCAUACUUGUCAAACAAAGUCAAGUAGAGAGCUUCUGUUCUCAGUGUGGACCGUUGCAAUGGCAAUCAAGGCAGAAGCAACACAAAGGACCGCAUUUCUUCUUUGCUCGGGUUCUUUCAAUGAACUUAGAGGAUUGGAGGCUAAUGCUCAAGGUGGAUGUUUUUGUUAAGGUAUUGGACCAUUUCAUAUUCUUGUAUCGGUACGCUUCUAAAUUUUAUGUUACUUUUUGUUUUCAUAUUCAUUUUAUCAUAAAGAAGGCUACCAGAGAAGGGAGGGGGUUGUAGAUCAACAUCAAGAAGUGAUUGUAUAUCUUUGUUUUCACCGGAACAAAUUGCUUAUCCUUUGAUGAAGAAGUAAUAGAGAUGGAUGUUGAAGUAUUGGUGAUGUGGAAAGGUGAAUUUGAUAAAAUUAUUCUUCGACGCCAGCAGUAGAGAAUCAGAAGCAAAAGCAAGCAUUCACUCUGAAUGAUUUUAGUCUGUUAUAUUGAUUCAAAUUGUAGUUAGAGAUAAGGUGUAGCUGGUGAAAACUAAAUGCCCAAGACUGAUACAUCUCUCUCACUUUUUCUGUUUUUCGACGUUUGUUUUUUUUUUUUUUUUCUUUUUUCCAGAUGUGUUGUUGUAGCACCUGACUUUUCAAUUUAUUAUUGUUGUUGUUAGCAAUGUGAGAUGGGUAAUAAAUGUCAAAUAUGCAUAUUCAUGGACCAUAUAGUAUAGUAGAAUUGUGUCUU
Molecule: messenger RNA, 3067 nt
Organism: Pistacia vera
Lineage: Eukaryota; Viridiplantae; Streptophyta; Magnoliopsida; Sapindales; Anacardiaceae
Product: transport inhibitor response 1-like protein
Exons: 3
Coding region: 265-2184 (639 amino acids)
Biological process (GO): SCF-dependent proteasomal ubiquitin-dependent protein catabolic process
Cellular component (GO): SCF ubiquitin ligase complex
Source: RefSeq, a predicted model, not a curated record